This is a messenger RNA of Salvia hispanica, 2020 nucleotides long. RefSeq lists its product as uncharacterized. Gene Ontology annotation, molecular function: protein binding. NCBI's taxonomy places the organism in Eukaryota, Viridiplantae, Streptophyta, Magnoliopsida, Lamiales, Lamiaceae. Gene Ontology annotation, cellular component: plasma membrane. The record is from RefSeq and is a predicted model, not a curated record.
UUCUGAUAAAGAAAUGAUCCCUAAGUUAUUAGGAAUAGCAUAGCUGUGAUCCAUUUUCUUGAAACUAAGGAUUUUAUUAACAUUAAAAAAUAUUUCAAUUAAGAAUUUGUGGUAUGAAAACACUCCCAAAUAUUGAGACGCAUGGUACAUCCGUUCUGGUUAAAAUCUUAGUAUUAUAUUUUAUAAACUUUAAUGAAAAUUAAUAAGAUUAAAUUAUAGCAUGCGACUCACUCAAGCAAUGAAGGCUUAUCACUACAAUUACUCUACACUGCGUCAAAGAUAAUUAAUCGAGAUAGGAGGGAGUAAUUAUUACCAAGAACAAUUCAUAUGAUUUUACAUCUUUAUAAGGUAUGCUAAUUAGUACAGUAGUUUUUUUUUUUUUUUUUUCUUAUUCUCUUUUCAUUGCUCUUUUUAUUUGAAUAAAUAAAGUAACCACCUCCGGAAUGGAGCCGCCCUGGUGAAGAAGUUUUGAUAAUAGAAUAAUAUAUUAUAUAGUAUGAUUCUUCUUCUAGAUCAGCCUAUUUUUCAAACAAUACCAGCCUGUCUUACCAAUCCCCAUCUCAUUUGUUUGUCUCAACGCCUAGAUGUAACCUUAAUUAAUAGGAGUACUACUAGACUAGUACUUAAUUCAUGGCAUCAGAAAGAAGACUACACGAUGCUACAAGAAAGGGCGAUUUAGCAUCACUAAGACAAGUGUUCCAACAAGAUCCAUAUCUCCUGGAAGCAACUUCAUUCCCAUUUUCAAGAACUCUAUUACACAUAGCCAUCACUCAUGGCCACAUCACCAUAGUGGAUGAGGUGCUUGAGAUCAACCCGCGGCUGGCUCGAAUCCUCGACUCCCAAAAACUGUCGCCCCUCCACAUCGCGGUAGAAGAAGGGAACCUCGAGAUUGUAAAGAGAUUGGUGUUGGUGGCGCCCGAGACGUGCUGGUGGCGAGACAGCCAUGAUAUGAACCCGAUUCAUGCUGCGGCCAUGGCUGGGCGUGUGGAGAUCUUGGAUGAGCUGAUCCAAGUGGAUCCGUCUCCGGGUCUGGAGAGGCUGCACCGCGGCCAGACCGUGCUGCAUUUGUGCGUGAAGCAUGGCCAGCUUAGUGCGUUGAAGGUGUUGGUGGAGAGGCUGGGGGAGCUUGUGUGUGCCAAGGAUGAUGAUGGGGAGACACUACUGCAUUUGGGUGUUAGGUGCAAUCAGCUUGAGAUGAUAAGAUACUUGUUGAGAACCACUAAACUAGACAAGGAGACAACAAAUGCAAUGGGCAAAACAGCAUUGGAUAUCUUGAAAGAGAGCCCUAGAGACCCAAUCACCUAUGGAGAAAUGAAAAGAAGCUUGAGCAGUUUAUCAGAUCACUCAACAUUGCUGGGAAUCCUCCCGAAGAUGACAGACAUCACAAUGGUGGUGGUGGUCCUGAUCGCCACCAUGGCCUUCCAGGCGGCCAUCAGCCCCCCGGGAGGGGUGUGGCAGGAGAACACGGCAUCCCACAGAGCCGGGCAAGCAGUGAUGGCAUCCACGCACCCCAAGAUGUACAGGCACUUUGUGAAUGCCAACACCACGGCUUUCGUGUCGGCUCUGGUGACGAUCAUGCUGAUCACCACAGGGCUGCCGCUGGAGCAGUUCUUUUUCCUGGUGGUGGCGACGACCGCGAUGUGGCUGUCGCUGACGUCGCUCGGGGUGGGGUACGGGGCGUCGCUGAUCAUGACGACGCCCAAUGAAGAGCAGUCGCUUGGGUAUAUUGUUGCCUCGGUCGUCUCUGUUUUCUUCUUCUUUGUUAUGUUGUUGCUGCUCUACCUUUCUAUCAAUGGAUUGCGUUCAUCCUUGAGGAGGAGAUCAACAGAGGGAUCGCUCUGAAAUACUCCUAUUCUGUGAAGACAGAAUCAAAUUUUGUUAGUUUUGGGUUAAGCUGGGAUGGAUAUAUGAAUUAAAUCUGUAAUUUGUGUUGGAUUAUAUUGCUGGACAAAUUGCUCUAGUCUCGUAAUUUGGGUUGGAUAAUCGUAGUAGUAUUUCGUAAAUUUAUGUUUUUUUUCAA